Messenger RNA from Dufourea novaeangliae, 620 nucleotides. Its product is annotated as protein NDUFAF4 homolog. Bases 81 to 620 code for a protein of 179 amino acids. The transcript is spliced from 5 exons. Lineage: Eukaryota; Metazoa; Arthropoda; Insecta; Hymenoptera; Halictidae. The record is from RefSeq and is a predicted model, not a curated record. Gene Ontology annotation, biological process: mitochondrial respiratory chain complex I assembly. Gene Ontology annotation, cellular component: mitochondrion.
AAAUUACAUAAAAUUAUAAUUAUACAAAUAAUAAAUUUUGAAUUGCGGUUUUUUAUUAUGCCAACCAUAAAAUUAAAGAAAUGGGGAAAGUAUAUUCUUAUUUCACCCGACCAAUUCGUUCAUUUAACAUCGAAAAUCGAGCACACAGAGUAAUUUCGAAAGAGAAACCUGUUCCUGCACCACAAUAUCCCUCAGUAACUAAACAAAAAGAACUUGUAGACAAAUUAUAUCCAAAUUAUAUGGAGAUUCAUUACAAGAAAAAUAAACAAUUAGAUGAGCAUUUAAAGAAUGUUUAUGUUACAUCAAAUGAUUCUGUGAGAGAACCUGAAGGGGAAGCAGUUUCCACAAAACCACUGCCACAAGACAGAAAGCAUCCUCCUGAGUUGCAGUUCGGUUUUUAUCAGUCGGAUAUAAUUCCAGAGGGUAAAUGUACCCUGAAGCAAGCUUUGACUUUUAUUGGAAAGCAUAAUGAAAAUUCGAGUGAAUAUACUGCGGAAAUAAUAGCUAUUGAAUACAAAUUAGAUAAACAGGUAGUAGUAAAUAUUUUAAAACAUUUUAAAAUUCCUCAUGUUCGGGAUGUACAACAACCAGACAUUGUGGGGGAUUUAGCAAAAAUAUAA